Messenger RNA from Cornus florida, 1839 nucleotides. RefSeq names its product vacuolar cation/proton exchanger 3-like. The transcript is spliced from 11 exons. Gene Ontology annotation, biological process: intracellular calcium ion homeostasis; calcium ion transmembrane transport. The record is from RefSeq and is a predicted model, not a curated record. Gene Ontology annotation, molecular function: calcium:proton antiporter activity. Lineage: Eukaryota; Viridiplantae; Streptophyta; Magnoliopsida; Cornales; Cornaceae. Gene Ontology annotation, cellular component: plant-type vacuole membrane. The coding region runs from base 89 to 1615 and encodes 508 amino acids.
CGAUAACAAGUGUGUGCUUCAAUUUCCCUUAGCACCCAAUCUACUUAAUUAAUUUGUAGAGAGAGAGAGAAGUGCUACAUACGCUACCAUGAGUUCACAGGACUACUGGAACUUGGAAAAUGGGGAUUCAAAGGACUUGAUGAGCAAGGAUCAACUGGUCACCGGCCGGACCGCGCAAACCUUGUCGUCGUCAUUGUCGCGUAAGAAGUCCGAUCCGGCACUUGUGUCGAAGGUUCGGUUCCGAUUGGUUAGACAAUUUCUGAUCAACCUUCAAGAGGUGAUACUAGGAACCAAGCUAUGUGUGCUCUUCCCAGCUAUUCCUUUGGCUAUCGUAGCUGAGUAUUGCAAUUUUGGAAGACCUUGGAUUUUUGCUCUGAGUUUACUAGGGCUUGCUCCACUUGCUGAACGUCUCAGCUUUUUAACUGAACAAAUUUCAUUCUACACUGGUCCAACAGUUGGAGGGCUGCUUAAUGCCACAUGUGGUAAUGCAACAGAGCUGAUAAUAGCAAUAUUUGCUCUUCACCAAAAGAAAAUACAUGUGGUGAAGUACUCUCUUUUGGGUUCCAUUCUCUCAAACCUUCUUCUUGUUCUUGGGAGCUCUCUCUUUUGUGGAGGAUUGGCCAACCUCAAAAAAGAGCAGAGAUUUGACAGAAAGCAGGCCGACGUGAACUCGCUCCUUCUAUUGCUUGGAUUACUUUGCCUUGUGCUGCCAUUGUUAUUCGGAUAUGCUGUUGAGUCUAGCACUUCCACAACCACUUCGAUUCUUCAAUUGUCCAGAGUGGGCAGUAUUUUGAUGCUCAUGGCAUAUGUCGGUUAUCUCUUAUUUCAAUUAAAAACCCACCGCCAAAUUUUUGAAUCCCAAGAGCAGGAAGUUGAAGAAGAUGACGAUUAUGUGGAAGAGAGUGCUGUGAUUGGAUUUUGGAGUGCAUUUAUCUGGUUGAUUGGUAUGACGGUUAUCAUAGCUUUGUUGUCCGAGUAUGUUGUGGGUACAAUAGAGGCUGCUUCAGAUUCUUGGGGUAUUUCUGUUAGCUUCAUCAGCAUAAUACUACUGCCCAUAGUGGGGAAUGCUGCUGAGCAUGCUGGAUCUGUCAUAUUUGCUUUUAAGAACAAAUUGGAUAUAUCUUUGGGUGUUGCUUUGGGUUCUGCUUCUCAGAUAUCCAUGUUUGUGGUCCCUUUAUGUGUGAUCGUUGCCUGGAUAAUGGGGAUCCCUAUGGAUCUUAAUUUCAAUCUACUAGAAACUGGUUCUCUUGCUUUCGCGAUUAUCAUCGUAGCCUUCACCUUGCAGGAUGGAACUUCACAUUACAUGAAAGGAGUCAUCCUCUGUCUAUCUUACGCUGUUAUUGGCGCGUGUUUCUUUGUUCAUAAAACACCACUAAUCUUUGUCGCAGAUCAAACAACUGUUGUCAACAUGGGAAUCGGAUCAUCCUCUGGAGUAGUACUCUUGGCCGCUGAGCUGACUUUGCCUUUGUUUUGCUCUCGUGUGUGUGUGUGUGUGUGUUGUGUGUGUUGUGCAUCAGCAGCACAUUCAUUAAUUAGCAUUUGUUCAUUCAAACAGACAUCCCGUACGUUGAUGAAGCACUUGCGAAUUAACUAUCGAUUUUUAAGUUUAUUUUAGAGGCAUUGUGGUGAAUAAGGAGAACCGAACAUUGAAGAUGUUUGUACAUAUCUCCUUGUUUCAACGCGGUCAGGUUUUGUUUCUGAUUCUAGUGUAAAGUGGUGGGCAAAGGGCAUGUUAACACACAGUACUGUGUGGGGUAGAAAAAAUGCCAUUGCUUCAUGUUUUGUAAUAAUCGAUGUUCGAUGAAUAAAAUUUCUCAAGGUAUUUGAAAACUUCUGCAA